GCAUUCGUGUAAGUGGGAGAGAUGGCCGGAAAGGGUGGGAAGGGUUUAUUGGCCGGAAAAACAUCGGCGGCAGCAGAAGCUAACAAGGACAAAGAUAAGAAGAGGCCGAUUUCCCGAUCUGUUAGAGUUGGCCUCCAGUUUCCAGUAGGGAGGAUUCAUCGCCAUUUGAAAACUAGAACUUCUGCAAAUGGACAUGUUGGAGCCACUGUUGUUGGUUACUCCGUUGCCAUUCUUGAGUACUUAACUGUUGAGGUGCUUGAGUUAGCUGGAAACGCUAGCAAAGGUUUGAAGGUGAAGAGGAUUACACCUCGCCAUUUGCAGUUAGCCAUCUGUGGGGAUGAAGAACUUGAUACUCUUAUCAAAGGGACCAUUGCUAGAGGUGGUGUCAUUCCUCACAUUCACAACUCCCUCAUCAACUUAAUAGAGAAAAGCAAGAAAAAUGAGAUUGUCCCCUGA
Messenger RNA from Lactuca sativa (garden lettuce), 456 nucleotides. RefSeq names its product putative histone H2A variant 3. NCBI's taxonomy places the organism in Eukaryota, Viridiplantae, Streptophyta, Magnoliopsida, Asterales, Asteraceae. The record is from RefSeq and is a predicted model, not a curated record. Gene Ontology annotation, cellular component: nucleosome. Gene Ontology annotation, molecular function: DNA binding; protein heterodimerization activity; structural constituent of chromatin.